This is a messenger RNA of Sclerotinia trifoliorum, 4347 nucleotides long. The record is from the annotation of a GenBank genome assembly. Lineage: Eukaryota; Fungi; Ascomycota; Leotiomycetes; Helotiales; Sclerotiniaceae.
UAAAUGCCUGGUACAAUCAACUCGUGCCUGUGUACAUGAUCUCCCCACCCACUCUUGGCAAUGCCCCUCUUCAUACCGCAAACAUAUACAUACCAACCCAGAGAUAACCAGCCGGGCCCGGCUUGGACUCAGGAGCGAGCUCUUUACAAAGCAAGAGUGACAACAACCUACAAUAAAUACAUCAUUUACCAAUAUUAAUUCGUUUUUCCCUUGAAAAUAAAUAUACUUGCACACACGCACACCUUUCUUGGUAUUCUAAACCACAUUCUUUUUACUGAGAUUCCCGAGCGUUCUCCUGAAUUCUGACACGUUCAGGAAGCCCGGGAGUUGUAUUGACUUGUCGGCAACCCGAAACACCUCGCGAAUCUAGUUAUCUUGUCGACCUUUGACUGAACCCGAGUCCUAAAUAUAAACACUGCAAUAGCGGCAGAAUUCAUAAGUCUCUAUUUCAAGAUCUUAUAACCAUUUGAAUGCCCACCUCAUUUGAUAACGAAAUCAACCAUACUUCGAGCGGAACAUCACAAUCCAACAAAACAAAAGGCGCUUCAGCUGGAGUGCAGAUUCCCACCAAGAACUCCAAAAAGAAUGGGACGGCGAAGGAUGGCGGUGCUGCUGGAGGGGUUAUGGCUGCGGUGACAAGGAGUAACGCAGCGAAAUCGUGAGUCGCUUUCAGUUCAUGACGGCCCUCCAUGACAUGUUCAGUUGCUAACCUGCCGACUUGUCUAGUAAGAAUAAGCCUUCCGCGGUACCCUCUCAGACUCCGUCUCCAGAGACGAAGCCGAUAGUCUCUACACAAAGUGAAAGUCCGGUGGCAUCUCCUAUGUUGGACGCGCUAUCAUCGACUUCUCAAGGCUCCUCUGUUACGCACAACACAAAUGAAUGGGCAAAGAAUAUUCCGGCGUUUUCCAGCUCUCCGAACACCUUGAUAAGCCUGGGUGAAUCGCCUCCUACGCUACCCUCUUCAUAUGAAGACAAGAUCACGAACUACGGCUACCCUGGAAAAGAACCGAAGGGAUCUCCCAAUAAUCACAUCCCUUCAUCUUCUCCUCCAUUAAAUGCAAUAAGUCGUAGAAGACCGCUGAGCUAUCAAAUGGAUGGAAACCUUCCAUACAAUCCUGAAGAAUAUCACUCCGCACUGGCGUUUGCAGCUCGGCGUACCUCAACCUAUUCACAGCAAUCACAAGCGAUACGAUAUAACCCUUAUCCACCGCUUCCACAUCAACCUCAAGCUCAUUUCCAUGGAGCGCCGGAUACUAAUCUUAUGUUGUCACCUAGAACCUCGGGUCUGAUCCCUGGUGAGAAAGGCUUUUAUUGUGGAUUUGAUAGUUAUCCGGCACAGGAUGCAAGCAAGCCUCCAAAUAGUGUGAUCGUUACUGGAUUUGAGGGCGGGCUAAGUAUUCAUAAUGUCAACAAGAGAGGUGUGAAUAAGAUACUCAAUUUAGAUGGGUUGAGAGGUGGUGUCUACAACUCCAAAAUCCUUCCGUGGACCGCUGGAUCGGAGCAUUCCGUUCAAUAUCCUUUGAUCGCUGUCGUUGUUCACGGUCCGGUUCGUACAAUCAGUGAGAAAUCCAGUGCUGAAUAUAUUGCGUCUCCGGAAAGCCCUCCUGCGCCGACCGAUACAGUGGGUUCUCCAAGGCUGCCUACUCACUCCAUCGAUGGCGACAACGAUGAUGACUUAAUAGAAUAUUAUCAAACAACAGUUGAAGUAUAUUCAUUAAGUACAAGGAAACAUAUUGCCACCCUGCUAUAUACUCCAAAAAUACACUUGCCAAUACCUCCGUCAAGCCCAUUAUUUACAGCACCAGCUCCAGUUGGGUCGUUCACGAUACGAGCGGAUAGGGGUAAUGUUGUCGUAGCCUCGGGUAUCACUGGUGAAACAUGGAUUUUUCGGCACAAGGACAAGACUGUUUCAGAAGUCGAGUUCAAGUGUAUUGGGAAAGUAUGGACAACUGUUCAACACGGUCUUUCUGUAGAUCCAGCAGUUUUCAACAAUUUUGCGGAAGGUGGACGUCAGCCGGAAGCCAGCCCACGAUCUCAAUACAAAGCCUCAAUAUUAUCUUUGAAUGGACGUUGGCUGGCCUAUUGUCCCUCGGCAGCAUCUUCCCAAAUCUCACUCCGUGCUACUGUUCCAGAGACCCUUGCAACCGGGCGUAUACCUGGCCUGAUUUCACAAGCUCCUCCUCAUAUCCCGGCGGUAAACUGUCUGGUGGAUACUCCCGGUGGUGAAGGGGUAUUAAAACAAGUUCUUCAAGCUGCAACACAGGGAAUUGUUGAGAUAUCUGGAUAUGUUGGGAAGCAAGGUGCCCAGUAUUGGAACAAUUAUUGGAACAAGUCCGCGGCACCUCAGCAAGCGAGCGGUGGGAGCACAUAUUCAGCACCGCAGAACAUUUCUCCCCAGUUUCCUCCUACGCAUGGACUCAAUGGCCAAGCAAAUACGACAAGCAAAGAUCCUGGAUUAAUAUCAAUUCUAGAUCUAGACUCGCUUACACAACAGACCUCGGGGUCAUCGAUUCACCCUCUAGCUACUUUUCCCGUGCCUCAUGGGUGUAGCUUCCUGUCACUUGCGCCUAGCGGUCUAGCUUUGUUCACCGCAAGUAGUAAAGGCGAUGUCCAGUUUGUCUGGGAUCUCAUGCGGUUGCAUUAUUCAAGGUCAUCUCUUCUCAAAGGCGCGGGCUCCCAAGGUGGAGGUGUACAUGGAUCACAUGUUCGACAGAUUGCACAAUUCUCCCGCAUGACCAUUGCAAGAAUUGUGGACGUCGUAUGGACGGCACCACAUGGUGAGCGUGCUGCAAUGGUAACGGAGCCUGGGACGGUUCAUAUUCUUGACCUUCCAGCUAGCGCUUUUACAUGGCCUCCACCACGACGGCGGAUUCAUUCAGGGAGCUCUGAUCAGGCAAACCUCGAUAAAAAUAACGCUACUCUCUCUGCUGUCGGAGUGGCUUCAAGUGCUGUGUCAUCAUUAUGGACUGUAGCUCGACCUCUCGUCGGUUCUCGCAGGCGGCGAAGUAGUGUCGGUCUUCCCGGUAUCACUGCUGCUAGUGUGAAGUCUCAAGCAGGCCAGGGAACACAGGCAUUGGCUGCUGGGAUUAGCCGGUCUGUAGGCGCUGCAACUGGUAAGAUGAAUGAAAUGCGAAAGUCUGGCGGAACAAAAUUGCACCUACCUAAGAGCAGAAAUAUCCCCAGCCCGAACUGCGUCAGAUUCUACAAUGGGAAGCAUGGUGAUUCAAUCAUCGUAGUCGGUGGAGGGAUUGUCCGAAUCUACACAGUGAAAAGCAGAAGGGCAGAUCGUCCAGCCGACAAGCAAAAGGCAUCCAGGGGUGCCAAAUACGUCGAGUUUCAAGUACCAUCUCUACCUGACACUAGAAUUGCGCCAGGGCCAGUACCCGACGAUUUCCUUGGGACAUUAGCCAGAGAUACAGGGGAUAAUUGGAAAGCGAGGCAGGUAUCAAGUCGAGUACCAGUUCCCUCUGGAGCUGAAACUUCGAUACCUCAAGCAGAGAUUGAGUCGAAUGCCCCAUAUCAGCCAUUUCAUACAGAUCGCCGGGUUAACCUCCAUAUAUAUUCUCAUGAAAUGGCUACACCAUCAUCUUCCACAUCUAGAAGUGGUUCAUCUGACGUUAUUGUGACUGAAUCGACAAAGAAUGCGUGGGCAUUUGGUGGCCCUAUAAGAAGUGUGAGACUGGAUGUCGGUCCGCCCCAACUUACAGAAGAUGAUUACGAAACUUCCUCUUACCAUAGGGCUCUUCCUUCUUCUGCCAUCGAGCGAGUGAUGAGAAUCGCAGACAGCAGUCAUGAGGACAUGGAGCAGAUUGUAGUUACUACGAGAAGACGCAAGGGUGCCGGCACUAAUGGAGCCAUAAAUCCAGACAACGAAGAUGAGGAAGGCUUCUUUGAAGAUGAUUGCGAGGUCCUAGAUUUUGCUAGCCAACGAGUUUGAUCAGUUACGAUUUUUCAACAAUUCUUUUCGCAUUCUUGUGACAAGCAAAUUCAAGGCAAAUGUCGGUUCAUAAAGUGGACUUGGUUCAUAUCUUGGGGGGGGCAAUCAUCAAUGAUCGUUCUUUUAUUCGAGAUUAAUACAGUUGUAUAAGGCCUUCACAGGUUUAAUAGCAUUGCUUUUCUUCAAUCUAUGAUAGAGGGAUCUUUUAUCGGGGGUCUGCAGUGAGUAUUUGUGCAUAGCUUGAGUUCAACGGAGUUUUUGGUUAAGGACAUACGAUGCUUUGGGCUGCUUGAACCGGAGGCUGAAUACCGAUGACAGGAAUGGCUGGGGUUUUGCAGAAUGGCCGAAUAUGCUUGUGUGAGAUACCAUAAAUAACAAUAAGAAUGAAUAAAAAAUUUCCUAUUGGCAAU